GUUAUUUUUCCGGGCAUUGGCCUAUCUUCUCGGCUUCUCGCUUCUCGUUUCGGUUACUCUAUAUUCUUCUGUUCUAAAGUUCAGUUGGAGUUCGUGUUUAGUUUGUAUUUGUGCUUAGAAACUUCUUUUCUGAAUUUACAAGAUGUCCGACGAAGAAGUUAAGGUUAAAAAGGGCCGCAAAGCUGCAGCUGAAAGUACAAAACGAACCAAAAAGGAUGCUAAAGCAGAAGCUAAAGAAGAGGUCGACGCUCCGCCAGCCAAAAGAGGUCGUGGAAGGCCGAAGGGAGCGUCGAAAAAGAAGCCAGACGCAAAGGAAACCAAAGCUAAGGCAAAUGGAGUAGGUCGCCGGGGAAGAUCCAAGAAAGAAAAGGAGGAAUCAGCUGAAGAAGAGGUUGAUGAGAAAAGUAGCGAAAAUGAAGAUGAAGAUGAUGAAUAAGGAUAUUUUUUUGAUUUGAUUGUUUCGAGAUAUUUAAUAUGUUAAAUGGAUAGUUGAAUGUACUUUGAGUCAGUAUUGAAAUUCACUUUAUAAUGAAUGGUUGAUACUCGGAUUGUAAGGUUAUUUGUCCUCUAGUUCAUUCCACUUUGAGUAAAUGAAAACUUUGUACAUAUUUUAGGUCAACAGUUUAAUUUUAUUAAUAUUGGAUAUGUAUGGACUCUAUAAUUUCAAUAUCCUGAAAGUACAUGAAAUAAGAAAAUCUAACCUUAAAGGUUGGUUUUUAAUGUUCAAAGACACUGCCUAUUUUUAGAAUAACAAUAAAUUAGAUAUGUGAGAUAUGAUGUACCUACAGUAAAUUUGAAUAAAACUUUUGAAUGAA
Messenger RNA from Leptinotarsa decemlineata (Colorado potato beetle), 815 nucleotides. RefSeq lists its product as uncharacterized. NCBI's taxonomy places the organism in Eukaryota, Metazoa, Arthropoda, Insecta, Coleoptera, Chrysomelidae. The record is from RefSeq and is a predicted model, not a curated record.